AACAUUCGUUUGUAACAGUGUUUCGCUUGCUUCACCUAGUAGUGGUUCCCUUAAGUGUUAAUCAUAGAAUACGGUUUCAAACAAUGCCUGUGUUGUGCGAAAUAUUUCUGGACAAGACGAGAGAUGGUGUGCAUAGAUCUGGGGAACCAGUUAGAGGUACAAUGGUCUACUCUGUGGAUAAACCAACCAAGUUCGAAAGUAUCUACAUGAGCUUCGUGGGCAAAGGAAAGUGUAGAUGGUCAGAAUCAGACGGUGAUGAUAACAGAUAUUAUGAAAAUAAAGAAGAAUACGUAAACCAGUCUUGCAAUGUGCUGCAUUCAAGAAGUGAUAACAAGAUACCAGCAGGCAGAUACGAGUUCCCAUUUCAAUUCUUCCUACCACAUGAGAUACCGGCUUCAUUCAAAAACAGAACCUGCUGUAUACAAUACAAAAUUACAGCAGAAUUUGUAAAGGCCAAGUUCUUUAACGCGACAAGCAAAUUUGUUAAAGAAGUGCCCGUGUAUGCUUACGUGAGCCGAACUAGUGUAGAACCACUGCAUUUUGGUUUGCAUAAAGACUUAUUCUCCUUAACAUCAAACCAGAAAGUGAUAGUCAAAGCAGUUUUAGACAAAACUAUUGCGGCUCCAGGUGAAAAUUUUACUAUAAAACUCACAAUAAACAACGAUUCAGGAUUGAAUGUAAUUAUAAAAACUAAAUUAUACAGGUGUUUUACUUAUAUAUCAAGUUCUAAAAGUAAAAAGGUUGAGAAGGAAGCAGUUAAAGAUACAGCUUCAGCCACAACGAUUAAGGAGCGUAGUGUAUCAAACUUGAUGUUCACUGUACCUGUAUUGCCGAGUUUGUAUUCCAUACAGCAUACGAAAAUAAUGACUGGAGAGUACAAAGUGAGAGUGAAAAUUGACUUGCCCUUUCCUCACUUCAAUGAGGAAGUAGAAGUACCAGUAGCUAUUGGUGAAAGAAGAGAUAGACUUGGACUUGAUGACCUGGUUCUUGAUGAACAACCUUCGUCUUCAAAAGAACAUAUAGGAGAAAAGAAAUAUGAUGAGAAUUGGGUUAACUUACGAGUUAGUUGAAGAUUGGAUUAUAACAAUUCUAAUAUUGUUGACAUUGUUAAUGUAAUCAAUCAUACGUGAAUAUCGUUAUUGAAGAAAGCUAAUGGUGUAUUCUUAGUUUUAGAAAUACAUUGGACACUGAUUAAUUCAAACUUUCGAUAAUUCGAACCUCUCUAAAAUUCGAAGUUAUUACUACAAAUUACACUUGGUAAUUUGAUAGAAAAAAUAAAUUCUACAUUACCAAAUGACUCGUCAAUUUGAACUUAUUGGCAUUAUAAACUCUCGACAGUUCGAGUUGUAUAGAGAAAGGGAUAAAAUGGUCUUGAAACUUGCAGUGGUCAGUACCGACAUUUUGAAGCAAAUUUAAAUUUCGGACAAUUUGAGUUUUCGAACUUUCGGUAAUGCGAAAUAUUUAAAGAACGCUCCAGUUUCGAAUUAAUGAAAGUCGACUAUUGCACUUAGAAUUUGUUAUAGUAAUGUUAAUUAAACAAUGUAAUGAUGAGUAAAUUGUUCUACACAAUAAAAAAUGGACGUAGAUUUUUUUCUUCUGUCAAAUUAAGAAGAAUAUAAUUGUACUAUUAAUUAUUCAAAUGUUAUGCUGCUAGUCUCUAAUUGACGUUUUUAUGUUACGUUCAAUACAUACCUAUAAAUAUUUUAAGUAUUUUUUAUAAUUUAUGUAAAAUUAAAUAUCUUGAAACCAAAUACUAUUUUAUUUAUUAUUUUCUGCGGUUUUACCAGCUCUGCUUGGUUCCUAUUGGCCGUAGCAUAAUGUUUUAAACCUUGAGAUUCCUAGGAAUCUUGAUAAACCAGUAUAAAUGAUGCAACUACUUAUUGUCUCAUAGUACAUAUUAUCCUUAUUGGUUACACCCACAUUUGUCACAAUCAUUGGUACUUUACAUUAUAUUAUUCAUGUCUAUAUACUAAUAAACGUACCUACCUAUAAAUCUGAAGUUUGUUUGAACGCACUAAUAUCCAGAACUACAUACACCUUUAGAUUUGGCAAAAAUCCUCAACAAUCAUGAGACCCUAGUACUAACAGU
Molecule: messenger RNA, 2089 nt
Organism: Spodoptera frugiperda (fall armyworm)
Lineage: Eukaryota; Metazoa; Arthropoda; Insecta; Lepidoptera; Noctuidae
Product: arrestin domain-containing protein 2-like
Exons: 1
Coding region: 84-1070 (328 amino acids)
Biological process (GO): protein transport
Cellular component (GO): cytoplasm
Source: RefSeq, a predicted model, not a curated record